Messenger RNA from Emericellopsis atlantica, 924 nucleotides. RefSeq names its product lysozyme. The record is from RefSeq and is a predicted model, not a curated record. Gene Ontology annotation, biological process: cell wall macromolecule catabolic process; peptidoglycan catabolic process. Lineage: Eukaryota; Fungi; Ascomycota; Sordariomycetes; Hypocreales; Bionectriaceae. The transcript has 3 exons. Gene Ontology annotation, molecular function: lysozyme activity. The coding region runs from base 272 to 832 and encodes 186 amino acids.
CCCUCACCACAUUCAGCUCGCAGGGCUUGCCGAGAAUAGAGAUGGUCGAUGGAGGCGCGGAAUUGAAGCGACCCGCGACGUCGAUCCAGUAGCUUCAUGACUUGAUGAAGUACAGUCCAGAAGAUGGAGCCACGAGUAUAUAAGAGCCGGGACACCUCCUGUUGGAUAAGUGGACGACACCACUCAGAAGCACUCUCAAUAAGCUACAGACCCCUUCAAGCACCUGUAAAGAAGCAACAGAAGCAACGACACCAUCAACACCAUCAACACCAUGGUCCUCACAGUCAAGUCCCUCCUCGCUGGCCUCGCGGGCGCCGCUGCCGUUUCCGCCCAGUGCACUGGACCCCCAGUCAACGAUGCCACGAUUUCCCUCAUCACCGAGUUUGAGGGCUUCAGCUCUGAUAUCUAUCUUGACCCCAGCGGCUAUCCUACCGUGGGCUACGGCCAUCUUUGCGCCGAUUCGUCCUGCUCGGAUGUGCCCUACUCCAUUCCUCUGAGCGAGGCUGAUGGCCGCUCUCUGCUCCGAAGCGACGUAGCUGUUGCGCAGAACUGCAUCACCCUCGACACUGGCUCCAACGUUGUGCUCAACGCCAACCAGUACGGCGCCUUUGUCAGCUGGGCCUUCAACGUCGGCUGCGGCAACUCGGGCUCCUCCACGCUCAUCUCGCGCCUCAACGCUGGCGAGAACCCCAACACGGUGGCUGCCCAAGAGCUGCCCAAGUGGACGUACAGCAAUGGCGUCGAGUUGCCCGGCUUGGUAAGGAGGAGGAAUGCUGAGGUUGAUCUCGCGCAGACCGCCACGAGCGCCCCCGCGCUGCCUGCCUGCUCAUAAGGUCCCAAAAAGAUUUACCAACUUGAAUAGAAUAUAGCGACGAAGUUCGCCAAAUGAAUCAAUCGUGGUCUAGGCGAUGCAUGGCCGUGUGA